AUGGAUUUCUGGCAAGACUUGCUUGCAAGUAAUUGGGGAAGAGAAUUCGUGGCCGGAGGAUUCGGUGGCAUUGCCGGCACAAUCGCUGGCCACCCACUCGACACCCUUAGAAUCCGACAACAAAGCUCGAAUACGGGUUCAGCUUUUAGCAUCCUACGGCAGGUUGUCAUCAAGGAAGGACCUGCUGCCCUCUAUAAAGGCAUGGGUGCACCAUUGGCAUCGGUCACUUUUCAGAACGCUUUGGUUUUCCAAAUAUACGCUAUACUUUCACGAGCAUUUGACUCAUCCAUUUUUGCUAAUACUGACUCCGUCCCAUCCUACAAAGGCGUAGCCAUGGCAGGAGUUGGAACCGGGGCCAUACAAAGCUUGAUUGUCUCACCAGUUGAACUCAUUAAAAUUCGACUCCAAUUAUCGAAAAAAACCUCCCCGACCGGACCCAUUCACGUCGCUAAAACCAUACUCAAAACCGAAGGCAUACGAGGACUUUUUCGGGGUUUCAAUAUCACCAUACUCAGAGAUGCCCCCGCCCACGGCAUCUACUUUUGGACCUACGAAUACAUGCGAGAACAACUCCAUCCCGGGUGUCGAAAAACCGGCGACGAGAGCCUGAAAACGAUGUGGAUAUCAGGUGGUUUAGCAGGUGUUAGUAGCUGGAUUGGUUGCUAUCCUUUGGAUGUUGUGAAGACCCGAUUGCAGGCUCAGUCGUGGACAUCAUCGAGAAAAGGGUAUGACGGCGUCAUCGAUUGUGUGGAGAAAAGUGUGAAACAAGAAGGGCAUGGGGUUCUUUGGAGAGGGUUAAGAACAACUUUGGCUAGAGCUUUUGUUGUGAAUGGUGCUAUCUUUGCUGCUUAUGAGACUGCAAUGAGGUGUUUGAUUAAUCAACAAAGGAAACAACAUUCAGAUAGGUCAUCAUAA
Messenger RNA from Gossypium raimondii (Peruvian cotton), 915 nucleotides. Its product is annotated as mitochondrial arginine transporter BAC2. Gene Ontology annotation, biological process: transmembrane transport. The transcript has 2 exons. NCBI's taxonomy places the organism in Eukaryota, Viridiplantae, Streptophyta, Magnoliopsida, Malvales, Malvaceae. The record is from RefSeq and is a predicted model, not a curated record. Gene Ontology annotation, molecular function: transmembrane transporter activity. The coding region runs from base 1 to 915 and encodes 304 amino acids.